This is a messenger RNA of Abrus precatorius (Indian licorice), 1377 nucleotides long. RefSeq names its product NADPH-dependent aldo-keto reductase, chloroplastic-like. The record is from RefSeq and is a predicted model, not a curated record. NCBI's taxonomy places the organism in Eukaryota, Viridiplantae, Streptophyta, Magnoliopsida, Fabales, Fabaceae. Gene Ontology annotation, cellular component: cytosol. The transcript has 7 exons. Gene Ontology annotation, molecular function: aldose reductase (NADPH) activity. The coding region runs from base 185 to 1132 and encodes 315 amino acids.
AAGUUCAGAACAGAAGCAAACACAGAAAAGUGUCCCGCCCAUGGAAGGAUACUGUAGAUCCUCUCUCUCUCUCUUCCAUUCUCAUUCGCACUUCACUUUUGUAAUCCCAGUUUCAAUACUAAAAGCGAAGUCGAAUAAGCAUUUUCUCGUUAGGGUUUUAUAAUCUGUUUGGAUUGCGAGAAAAAUGUCAAACGAGAUUCGAUUCUUCGAGCUCAACACUGGAGCAAAAAUCCCUUCCCUCGGCUUGGGAACUUGGCAGUCCAAUCCUGGCCUCGUCGGGGAAGCUGUUGCUGCUGCCAUCAAGGUUGGUUACCGCCACAUUGAUUGUGCUCAAAUAUAUGGCAACGAGAAGGAGAUUGGUGUAGUGUUGAAGAAGCUGUUUGAAGAGGGUGUUGUGAAGUGUGAGGAUUUAUGGAUUACCUCUAAACUCUGGAAUACUGAUCAUGCUCCAGAAGAUGUACCACUGGCAUUGGACAGGACGUUGAGAUACUUGCAGCUUGAUUAUGUAGAUUUGUAUCUUAUCCACUGGCCUGCUCCAAUGAAGAAAGGCUCAGUUGGCUUUACGCCUGAAAAUCUUGUGCAGCCAAACAUAGCUGAGACAUGGAAGGCAAUGGAAGCACUCUAUGAUGCUGGCAAGGCUCGGGCUAUAGGUGUAAGCAAUUUCUCUUCCAAAAAGCUAGGGAAUUUACUGGAAAUUGCUCGUGUUCCUCCUGCUGUCAACCAGGUGGAGUGUCAUCCUUCCUGGCAGCAGGACAAGCUGCGGGCUUUCUGCAAAUCCAAAGGUGUCCACCUCUCUGGAUAUUCACCUUUGGGUUCCCCUGGAACAACCUGGCUUAAAAGUGAAGUUCUUAAACAUCCAGUUCUAAAUAUUAUUGCGGAGAAACUAGGCAAGACUCCUGCACAGGUAGCUCUUCGCUGGGGACUGCAAAUGGGCCAUAGUGUGCUUCCCAAGAGUACAAAUGAAGCUAGGAUAAAGGAAAAUUUUGAUGUUUUUGACUGGUGUAUUCCUGAGGACUUGAUUGCUAAAUUUUCUGAGAUUCAACAGGCAAGAUUAAUCAGGGGUAGCACGUUCGUUCACGAAACUUAUGGUGUAUACAGAUCUCUUGAGGAAUUUUGGGAUGGUGAAAUCUGAGCAGUCUGCUCUGUAAAUUUGAUAAGCGAAUGGAAGUGGAAUAGCUCUUCCUGUCUUUGGAUGUAAAGUUCUGGGAAACUGAUUAGUGUACUCCUUUAGUUAAUUUCACCGAGUAGUGCUCGAUUGUUGGCUUGAUCAAAUUUUAUUAAAUGCCUGAUUUAAGACUUCGCAUCAUGACACUCCGUAAUACUCACUCAACAUUUUUUCUGUUUGCACUUUUUCUCUUACUGGACGAAUUCAAAUGC